GAUGCCACUAUUUUUUAGUUAUGAUGCGAAAGGCGAACCCUAGAAAAUUCUGGACUUCAUCCCGACCGCUUCUCUCCUCAUUUGAAAGAAACAUAGCCCUGCAUUUUGCAUAAUCUGCUUUGCUCCCUCGUCAUGGCUAUAAUCUCCGACUUCGAGGAAGAUGAAAAGCAGACGCCAGCUUCUUCGUCGACUUGGAUCCCUGAUGCGGACGAGGAGGCCCUUCUCCAGAUCCUUAAGAGGAAGGGACCCAUCCCCUUCUUCGAGACUGUUGUCGAUCUUCUUCGACGUCGGUCUGAUGUCUUCAUGUACGAAUCAUCCGUGAGCAAACUCACGGAGGUGCUCUCUGUUGCCAGACAAAAAGAGGUUGUCGAGCAGACGGCCAAGAAAAACAAGGCGGGCAAGGAGCCAUUGCCUGAUAACUUAGCAGGCAUAGUCAAGGGUGAGGUCGAAGAAAAGUUCAUCGAGAAGAUGGACGUAGACGAGGUGAAGGAGACCACGCCAAAGAAGCAAGGGCCAGUUAACGGAGGAGACGACAAGGAAGCCGGGACUGUUAACAAACCAAACAUUGGAAAUGGUCUCGACCUUGAGAAGUAUAGUUGGACCCAGACACUUAAAGAGGUUAACGUUAACAUCAAAGUUUCUCGAGGCACAAAGUCUAGAUUUGUGAUCUGCGAAAUAAAGAAGAACCACUUGAAGGUUGGGCUCAAGGGACAGCCUGCAAUUAUUGAUGGUGACCUUUUUCAAUCUGUCAAAGUUGAUGAUUGCUAUUGGAGCAUUGAGGAUCAGGAAGUCAUAUCCAUACUUCUUACUAAACAAAAUCAAAUGGAAUGGUGGAAGUGUGUAACAAAAGGUGAACCUGAAAUCGAUACUCAGAAAGUAGAGCCUGAAAACAGUAAACUAUCAGAUCUGGAUCCUGAAACACGUCAAACAGUGGAAAAGAUGAUGUUUGAUCAGCGACAGAAAUCAAUGGGUCUUCCAACUAGCGAGGAGUUGCAGAAGCAAGAAAUUCUUAAAAAGUUCAUGGCUGAGCAUCCUGAAAUGGACUUCUCAAAUGCAAAAAUAGCAUGAAAAGCGGGGGCAUGCAGAGGCUCUAAGUGUUGCUGUUUGUGGCCUUGUCUGAUUGAAUUUGGUUCCAUUUUGGAUGGCGAAUUUGCAUGGUUCUGAUUAGUCAGUGUCUUGAUUUUUUUCUUGUUGAACUGUUGCAGAGCAAUUUUUGUUUUAGCAUAUCUUAUUGUGCAUUGCAUCUGUAUAAUUAUCAUCUGAAGAUGUAAACUUACUUAAUGUUGUUACUUUUAAUAUAUCAAACUUCACCAAUCUCCCACUCACAGAAGUCAACAAAAUGUCAUGGGAGGAAUGUGGCUUUUGCUGAAAAUGGAUGAUCAUUUUCAUUUAUCA
Molecule: messenger RNA, 1395 nt
Organism: Phalaenopsis equestris
Lineage: Eukaryota; Viridiplantae; Streptophyta; Magnoliopsida; Asparagales; Orchidaceae
Product: protein BOBBER 1
Exons: 6
Coding region: 133-1068 (311 amino acids)
Biological process (GO): protein folding
Cellular component (GO): cytoplasm
Source: RefSeq, a predicted model, not a curated record